UGGACACAAUCAAACAAAGCUAUAUCUAGCUAAGAAGGAUCAGUAGUAUCUUGGGAUUUUUUUCAUUUCUUCUAUUGUUUUUUUUUUCCUUUUUCUCCUUGCUUAGUAAAGAAGAAAAUAUGGGUUGUGUGGCAUUACUCAUCAGAAUAUUUCUCUUGUCUUUCAUAACCGUGGCUGUUCUUCCCAUGCAUGCAUAUGCAGCCACAACCAGGCAUUAUAAGUUUCACAUCAAGCUGAAAAAUGUGACAAGACUUUGCCACACAAAGAGCAUUGUGACAGUCAAUGACCAAUUUCCAGGGCCUCGCAUUGUGGCUAGGGAGGGUGAUCGCCUUCUCAUUAAUGUGGUGAACCAUAUUCAAAACAACAUUUCCAUUCACUGGCAUGGAAUUAGACAAAUCCGAUCAGGUUGGGCUGAUGGGCCUGCAUAUGUGACCCAAUGCCCCAUUCAAACAGGACAGAGCUAUGUGUAUAACUUCACUGUUGUAGGUCAGAGAGGCACGCUUUUUUGGCAUGCUCACAUAUCAUGGUUGAGAGCCACUGUUUAUGGUCCAUUAGUCAUUCUUCCCAAGCAUGGCAUUCCUUAUCCAUUUACUAAGCCUUAUAAAGAAGUUCCCAUCAUCUUCGGGGAGUGGUGGAAUGCUGAUCCUGAAGCAGUUAUUAACCAGGCCUUGCAAACAGGUGGUGGCCCAAAUGUAUCUGAUGCUUAUACCAUUAAUGGGCUCCCAGGCCCAUUAUAUAAUUGCUCAGCCGAAGACACAUUCAAGUUGAAAGUGAAACCAGGAAAGACUUAUCUUCUUCGGUUAAUCAACGCAGCUCUAAAUGAUGAACUCUUUUUCAGCAUAGCAAAUCACACUGUCAAAGUAGUUGAAGCAGAUGCUGUAUAUGUUAAACCAUUUAACACAAACACCAUUCUCAUAGCCCCUGGACAAACCACUAACCUUCUUUUAAAGACCAAACCCCAAUUCCCAAAUGCCACAUUUUUAAUGUCUGCUAGACCAUAUGUGACAGGUCUUGGCACCUUUGACAACUCUUCUGUUGCAGGAAUCUUAGAAUAUGAAUCUAGCAAUUCCAAAACUCACCUCUCAGUCAAGAAACUUCAACUGUUGAAACCAAUCUUACCUGCUCUUAAUGAUACUUCAUUUGCAACUAAGUUUGCAAACAAACUUCGAAGCUUAGCCAACACUCGAUUCCCGGCGAAUGUACCUCAAAAGGUCGACAAACAUUUCUUCUUCACAAUAGGACUAGGAACCAACCCAUGCCAACAUAACAAUACUUGCCAAGGACCUACGAACGGGACAAUGUUUGCAGCCUCAAUAAAUAACAUUUCUUUUGCCCUUCCUAAUACUGCCCUCCUUCAAGCCCAUUUCACUGGCCAAUCAAAUAGAGUUUACACUACUGACUUUCCAACUAAACCUAUAGUUCCAUUCAACUAUACAGGUACUCCACCAAACAAUACAAUGGUCAGCAAUGGAACAAAGGUUGUGGUUCUUCCAUUCAACACAAGCGUGGAACUUGUCAUGCAAGACACUAGCAUUCUUGGUGCUGAAAGUCACCCUGUGCAUCUACAUGGAUUUAAUUUCUUCGUCGUUGGGCAAGGGUUCGGCAAUUUUAAUCCCAAUAAAGAUCCUGCAAACUACAAUUUGGUAGACCCUGUUGAAAGGAACACCGUGGGUGUGCCUUCCGGCGGGUGGGUUGCUAUUCGAUUCCUGGCAGAUAACCCAGGUAUAUGGUUCAUGCAUUGUCAUCUAGAGAUUCACACAAGUUGGGGCUUGAAGAUGGCUUGGAAGGUCCUAGAUGGGAAAUUGCCCAAUCAAAAGUUGCUUCCCCCACCAGCCGAUCUUCCUAAAUGUUGAAAUACUUCCUAUGCUUAAAUAUUGUUCUUUUGAAGAAAACCACAAACACAAGCAAUUUUGUGUUAUUUUAACUUAUACUUUGCAGUUUGCAUUAUAUUUUUUUUAGAGGAAUUGGGUGUUGAAAGAGUUCAAUAAAUGUAUUGUUGAUAUAAGUCGGCGUGAAGAAAAAUAGUGAGAAGAAAGUUUGACUAUUACUUUUUGAUUUUGCAAUAAAACAACCGAAACAUUUCAACUUA
Molecule: messenger RNA, 2089 nt
Organism: Cannabis sativa
Lineage: Eukaryota; Viridiplantae; Streptophyta; Magnoliopsida; Rosales; Cannabaceae
Product: laccase-17
Exons: 6
Coding region: 120-1853 (577 amino acids)
Biological process (GO): lignin catabolic process
Cellular component (GO): apoplast
Molecular function (GO): hydroquinone:oxygen oxidoreductase activity; copper ion binding
Source: RefSeq, a predicted model, not a curated record